GAAUCGGCAGUGCAUCCUCCCCGCCGUCAAUAUGAAGCUGUUGGUUCUAUUCUGUCUCGCUGGACUGGCGGCGGCACGGCCACAGGCCGACGAGCGGAGCGCUCAGACCGUCAGCAUGGACAACGAGCUGCGGGAGGACCAAUCCUACGACUUCGCGUUCGAGACGUCCAACGGCAUCAUCCGCGAGGAGUCUGGCAUCUCCUACCCGGGCGCCGAACCGGAGACGGGCAACUACGUCCAGUCGGGCAGCUUCGAGAUCCCCCACCCUGACGGCACCGUCACCUAUCUGUCCUUCCUCUCUGACGAGAACGGCUACCAGCCCGAGAGUGACGCCCUCCCCACCUUCAACGGACGGGUGGACAUUCAGGACGCGUAAACAGGCUCUAAGCAGGGCCAAGGUGGACCGAAGGGAAAACUGGCUUAGAGAGGCGGCACCAUCGCGAUCGACAGGGAAGUGAGCAAGCCUGUCUGCUGAGCUAUAAUACCUCUGUGAUGUCAACAUUUUCAUGUGUCGAGACCACACUGCCGAAAGGAAUGCAACGAUUGAGCAUGAUGCGUACCUACUGUACUUAUGGAAAAAUCGGGAUUGUUUUAUGCCUUGUGAAGUGAUUGACCGGCAAGGAAAGUCAAACGAUAUGCACCCCAAUAUAUUUGAUUUGCAGAAAA
Messenger RNA from Amphibalanus amphitrite, 666 nucleotides. Its product is annotated as cuticle protein AMP4-like. The record is from RefSeq and is a predicted model, not a curated record. Gene Ontology annotation, cellular component: chitin-based extracellular matrix. Bases 32 to 376 code for a protein of 114 amino acids. The transcript has 3 exons. Lineage: Eukaryota; Metazoa; Arthropoda; Thecostraca; Balanomorpha; Balanidae. Gene Ontology annotation, molecular function: structural constituent of chitin-based larval cuticle.